This is a messenger RNA of Pyricularia oryzae 70-15, 1041 nucleotides long. Its product is annotated as NUDIX domain-containing protein. Lineage: Eukaryota; Fungi; Ascomycota; Sordariomycetes; Magnaporthales; Pyriculariaceae. Bases 1 to 1041 code for a protein of 346 amino acids. Gene Ontology annotation, biological process: coenzyme A catabolic process. The record is from RefSeq and is a predicted model, not a curated record. Gene Ontology annotation, molecular function: coenzyme A diphosphatase activity; acetyl-CoA hydrolase activity. The transcript is spliced from 4 exons.
AUGGCGACGCAUACUACUGACCCCGAGCUCGACUCUCGCCCUAGUGAGACUACAUUCACAGACGGCGAGCUCAACUCGGUUAUUGAAGCAACCAACGAGAUCAUCUCAUCGACACCGGCGGCUGUGGACUUACAGAUAGUCGAGGACGUGGGCUCAUACUACUGGGAUGCGUCUACAAUGGGCCAGCUGAACAAGAGAUCCCUGGCUGCCAUAGCCCGCCUCCGGGCAUAUCAAUCGCCGCCAUUUCCACUAUGGGACCGGCUCCCGGCGACCCGGCGAGCGGCCGUCCUUGUCCUCCUCUAUGCCGACCGCGCUGGAGAGUUAAGGGUGGUCAUAACCAUGCGCUCGGCUACGCUUCGCAACUUUUCAGGCCAAGCUGCAUUUCCGGGAGGCAAGGCGGAUUCUGUUGACGAGUCACCAUAUCAAAUAGCCCGCCGCGAGGCCUGGGAAGAGAUCGGCCUGCCUAUGGACGACAGCAAGAUCCCGGCGCCGUUCGUGAUAGAAAACCUCUGCUACCUACCGCACAGCUUGGCCAGGACUGGUCUGGUAGUCAGGCCGUGCGUGGCCUUCCUGCACCCGGACCCGACCAAGGUCGACGGGUCAGAGCUGCCCAACGUGGACGAGACGCUGAUCCCCCGACUCGACGCCAAGGAGGUGGCAGCCGUGUUCAGCGCGCCGUUCCACAACUUCCUCAAGGCUCAGGACGAGGGGACUGGGCCGGUGCCGUCGGGCCAGUGGUACGAGGGUCGCUGGACGGAUUACAACGACUACAGGUGGCGGCUGCACUACUUUUACGUGCCCAUCGACCGGCAGCGCGUCACGAGGCCCAAGGAGCGCGAGGGCGGCCAGGCUGCGCUGGCCGAGCCCGAGGAGUCGGCCCCCGAGGUCAGGUUCAAGGUCUGGGGCAUGACGGGGCGGAUGCUGGUGGACGCGGCCCGUCUUGCAUACGGGGAGGAGCCCGAGUUUGAGCACAAUGAGGAUUAUGGGGACGAGAAGAUGAUUAACGAGCUCGAGAGCCAGAUUCUGGAGACGAAGCUGUGA